Molecule: messenger RNA, 2791 nt
Organism: Solanum tuberosum (potato)
Lineage: Eukaryota; Viridiplantae; Streptophyta; Magnoliopsida; Solanales; Solanaceae
Exons: 4
Coding region: 204-2495 (763 amino acids)
Molecular function (GO): protein binding; zinc ion binding
Source: RefSeq, a predicted model, not a curated record
ACGUUCAUCUCUCUCAACCUCAAGUGCCAAAGUAGACGCCAUUCACAUCUCCAAAGAGUUUAAUGGAAAUCUCUCUCUCUAUUUUCAUGCAAAUCUCUCUCUCUUGUUAAGAGUUGCAAUAUCAAUUUUUGGGCUGUGUGACAAAGGAAUAUCCGUUUAGCUGGUGCAGUUUAUUUGGGUGAAGUUUUUUGGCCGGCCUAGUGAUGGCCUCCAAGAAAAUAAUUGCUAUAUGUCAAUCUGGAGGGGAGUUUGUUACCAACAAUGAAGAUGGAUCUUUGACAUAUGUUGGCGGGGAGGCAUAUGCACUAGACCUCGAUAACCAGACACUUCUGAAUGAUUUUAAGCAAGAAGUAGCGGAAAACUUUGAGUGUGGCACUGAUGGAAUGACCAUCAAGUAUUUUCUCCCUGGGAAUAAGAAGACACUCAUCACAAUAUCUAAAGAUAAGGACCUCAAGCGUAUGAUCAACUUCUUCAAGGAUUCUGAACAAGUAGAGGUGUUUAUAAUUGCAGAAGAAGGUGUUGCUCUAAGUACUCCGAAUGUGACUGCCAGUAGGUCAAGCAGGACCAACGUAUCCGAGCCUGAACAUACUCCUGUUAUACCCAUGGAUAUGAUCCAUCCUGAUGAUCUGUUUCAAGCACCUGUUGAAAUUAGCCCCCCAGGUGUUUAUCCGAGUAGCAAUGAUGAGAAGCAUCGCAAAGCAGCUAUGCAGUGGGAGAAUGCCAUUACUGGCGUGGGCCAAAGAUUUAACAGCUUUUCUGAAUUCCGUGAAGCUCUGCAUAAGUACUCUAUUGCCCAUGGAUUCACUUAUAAAUACAAGAAAAAUGAAAGUCGCAGAGUAACUGCUAAAUGCAAGUCAGAAGGUUGUGCUUGGUCAAUAUAUGCAUCAAAGUUGCCUACCACCGAGCUAAUAUGUAUUAAGACGAUGAACCCGAAGCAUACAUGUGAUGGAGCUGCAGUAAAAGCUGGGUACCGGUCCACAAGGGGAUGGAUGGGAAAUAUAAUAAAGGAAAAGUUGAAGGUUGCUCCCAAUUACAAACCUAAGGAUAUUGCAAAUGAUAUUGAACGUGAAUAUGGCAUUCAGUUGAACUACUCUCAGGCAAGACGUGCAAAAGAGAAGGCAAGGGAGCAGCUUCAAGGUUCUUACAGAGAGGCAUACAGUCAGUUACCUUUACUAUGUGAGAAAAUUAAAGAAACUAAUCCAGGUAGUGUUGCUAUAGUUUACGCAAAGGAUGACUCGAGCUUCCAUCGUUUAUUUAUCUCGUUUCAUGCCUCAAUAGCUGGUUUUCGACAAGGUUGUCGUCCUCUUCUGUUCCUUGACAGCACUCUUCUCUAUGCAAAAUAUCAAGGAACACUAUUGGCCGCCGUAGGUGUGGAUGGGAAUGAUGGUGUCUUUCCUUUAGCCUUUGCAGUUGUAGACGAGGAGACGAAUGACAACUGGCAUUGGUUUCUUUCGGAACUUAAAUCUACUGUCCUGACUUGUCCAAUAACAUUUGUUUGUGAUUUCCAAAGGGGCAUAAGAGAGUCAUUGCAUGAGAUAUUUAAUGAAGAGUGUCACCAUGGUUAUUGCCUGCGCUAUCUUGCAGAAAAAUUGAAUAAUGAUUUGCAAGGACAGUUUUCUCACGAAGCUAGACGUCUUAUGAUCCAAGAUUUAUAUACUGCUGCUUGUGCCCCAACACUUGAGAGUUUUGAACGUUGUGCUGAGAAUAUAAGAGCAAUCUCACCUGAUGCAUACGAUUGGGUCACUCGAAGUGAGCCCGAUCAUUGGGCGAAUGCCCUUUUUGGUGGGGCAAGGUAUGGCCACUUGACAUCAAACUUUGGACAGCCUUUUUAUGAUUGGGUGAUGGAGGUGAAUGAGCUGCCGAUAACUCAAAUGGUUGAUGUAUUACGAGGGAAGAUAAUGGAAUUGAUCUAUACUAGGCGUGUUGAGUCCAGUCAGUGGGCUACGAGAUUGACACCGUUGAUGGAAGAAAAACUUCAGGGUGAAACCUCAAAAGCAGGGUCACUUCAUGUGUUACCCUCGCAUGGAAGUACAUUUGAAGUUCGUGGUGAGUCUGUUGACGUAGUUGAUAUUGAUCAAUGGGAUUGUAGUUGCAAAGGUUGGCAAUUGAAUGGAAUGCCUUGCUGCCAUGCUAUUGCUGUUUUUGAAUGCAUAGGAAGGAGUCCAUAUGAUUAUUGUUCCAGAUACUUCACAACCGAGAGUUACCAUGUAACAUACGUUGAAUCAAUUAACCCCAUUCCUAAUCUGGAAAAUCCAGCAAGCGCCGAAGUUGAUGCGGCAGUUAUUAUUACUCCCCCGCCAAGCAAACGUCCACCUGGCCGACCUAAGAUGAAAAAGGUCGAUGCUUUUGACAUUGUUAAACGGCAGAUGCAGUGUAGCAAGUGUAAGGGCCUAGGUCACAAUAAGAAGACAUGUGGGAAGGUAAAUAAGUUUGAGGAAUCGGAUCCUCUACUCCUCACUGGCUUGGAAACUGAAGACCUCGAAGGCGCAGAGUGAUGUUUGGUACCUUGUCUGUUCGAGUUUUAAGUUAAAUCUUUUAGUUAGAUUUUGAGUCCAAUUAUAGAAACAUCUGUCAUCCUCUUCUAGUAGUUGGCUUCAUUUCGGUUUUAUUGUUGUCCCUCUCCCUUGAACUGGAAAUAAAAUUGUAGAAAAGCAUUACAUAAAAGGGUAGAGAGGAUAUAACAGUAGUGUCAAAAGUGAAUGCAUUUGAUAUUGUCAAUUGUCCCAUUGUCAAAGAGUAUACUUUGUUAAUGAAAAAGAAAAGGCUUUAUACAGAAUUUCGAUUGGAGCUA